This is a messenger RNA of Gekko japonicus, 2534 nucleotides long. It is a transcript of the gene LSM14B, whose product is annotated as LSM family member 14B. The record is from RefSeq and is a predicted model, not a curated record. Gene Ontology annotation, molecular function: mRNA binding. The transcript has 10 exons. NCBI's taxonomy places the organism in Eukaryota, Metazoa, Chordata, Lepidosauria, Squamata, Gekkonidae.
AUGGGAAAAGCUACUGGGUUUGUGCGCUCCUUUGGAACUGAAGAUCGUCCCACGGAUCGUCCCGCCCCCCCAAGGGAGGAAGUUUACGAAUACAUCAUCUUCCGUGGCAGUGACAUCAAGGACAUCACCGUAUGUGAGCCCCCGAAAGCGCAGCAUAAUCUGCCUCAGGAUCCUGCUAUUGUUCAAUCUUCCUUGAGCUCCGCCUCGGCCUCCUCCUUCCAGCCACACGUGCCUUACAGUCCCUUCAGAGGCAUGCCUCCCUACAGCCAGCUUGCCGCCAGCUCAUUAAUUAGUCAGCAGUAUGCCGCUUCCCUCGGCCUAGAGAAAUUGGUAAGCCCUCCAGCAUCAGCAGCUGCAUCCAGUCCUAGCACUUCUUCGUCUCCCCAGCCAGUGUCAGAGCCUGACCUGUCAUCCGAGCCACACCUGCUGUCUUCUAAGGGCGCUGCUUUUGCAUCUGUUCAUUCAGUGCGUAAAAGCCCAAUGGUGGAGCAGGCGGUUCAGACGGGUCCCAUUGACAACUUGAAUCCCAAAAAGGCUCUUCCGUAAGUCACCCCAGGCAUCCAGCGCAACACACGGUCAAUUCCACAAAGUAACAAGACAACUGAUACAGUUGAGCCAGCACCUGUACAGACACAAGGACAGGUGAACGAUGAAAAUAGAAGGCCCCAGAGGAGGAGAUCAGGGAACCGGCGAACCCGGAAUCGUUCCAGGGGGCAAAACCGGCCAGCUACCGUGAAAGAGAAUACAAUCAAGUUUGAAGGUGACUUUGACUUCGAGAGCGCAAAUGCACAGUUUAACCGGGAGGAGCUGGACAAGGAAUUCAAGAAGAAGCUUAACUUUAAAGAUGACAAAGUUGAGACGGGAGAAGAGAAGGGGGAACCUACCGUGGCUGCUGAGAACUGCGAUGGCAACGCAGACGAAGACCUCCUCGGACCCAACUGCUACUACGACAAAUCAAAGUCGUUCUUCGACAACAUCUCAUCUGAACUGAAAUCCAGUUCCAGGCGAACAACAUGGGCCGAAGAACGGAAGCUGAACACAGAGACGUUUGGCGUGUCUGGCCGGUUUCUUCGUGGCCGUAGCUUCAGAGGGGGGUUUCGCGGUGGAAGGGGAUCUGGUGCCGUGCGACGAACUCAAGCGACAUCCCGAGUGGGGACGGGAAGGGUGUGAACUUUUCAGGUUCUCAAGCAGACUGCAAAAAAAGGUGUGUACAUAGGAAGGAGGGAACAGCCCGAAGAGCUCCACAUAAGCGUGGGAUGAAUGGAGCACCGUGUUUAUAUGCUUUUACUCUGAAGGCACUGUCGCUCUGUGUCAGAACCAGGAUCGGAGCACAGGAGCGGUCUUGAAUGAGUGCAGAAUCACCACCAAGGAUAUAUUUUUCUUUUCUUUUUCUUCAUUUUUUAAAGAAGUGCGAGGAAUUUAAAGGUGCUGCUUUGAGGUUCCAAAGGCUGCUGCAGUUUGAACCACGACACCCCGUUCUCGUCUCCUGAAGGAAAUAAUUCUCAGUUCUUCAAGAAGAACCAAAGCUCACUUGAAACCAGCAACUCCUGUGUUUUGUUUUAGUUUUUUUUUUGAGUGUGUGAUGGUUUUUUUUGUUUCGUUCUGAGGAACCCAAGAUCUCGCAGGUCUCCUUCUGUUGCCCCGUCACCCCCACUUCAGUUCAAGCCGAUUACUUUUGGUGUCUAGAAAUGGAAUUCCGGGGGGGGGGUGGGGAGAGAAAAAAGAGUUGUGUGUAGUGAAGUGAUGAGGGAAGUUGCUGAUGAUAUAGUUCUGGGUUCACCACUUGAGAUGUAGGACUUCUCCGGGGAGCUUGGUCACCCCUCAGAAGGAACGCUGUUGAGAUGUUUCCGAACGGCCUACGGUCGAAGGCCAUUCUGUUUGGCCACUCACGAGUUUAACAACACAAACUGAACACAGACUGAGCCUUCCGCUUAAAGGAAGGCCGAAAUUACGGGCUGUCCACACAGUAAACACUUUGAGGAGAUUGGAAUCCUUACCACCACCACCCCCUUUUUCCCUUCAAGAGGGGAAAGUCUUUUAUGGCUAGGCUUGGACUCUCUCUCCCUCAUGACAGAAAAGCCCUGAGAGGAUGUGCAUUGUGUGCUGGGUUGCCGGCAAGGGGAGGGGGCGGCGAGGGAGAGAGAGAUCAUGAAACCAGCAUGCUCAGUUCUUCUGCUUCUCUCCCCAAACUUGUAAAUAGCUGAAUAUUUUUGGGUUUGGGUUUUUUAAAAAAAAUGGUUGGGGAGGGGGUGCUUAAAGGGUGUGUGCCGGGAUUAUAAACUUUUGCAUGAAAGUGAAGUCAAGCCUUUUAGUACUAGGCAUGUGUGUCCUUUAUUAGCUUAUAGGAGCGUUUUGUUUGAAAGGCUUCUUCUGAUGGAUCCCAUAACCCUACCCCCCCCCCAAUGGCUAGCCUUAUUUUUUUCCUCCCCACCCCUGUGGUAUUAAGUUGCUGUACAAUUAAGGGUGUGGGGGGGGGUUGUUUUGUAGGCCUGCAUCACUAAGGAUUGAAAUACUGUGAUGAGGCUGCUCCUGGA